AAGGUCAUGCACCUACAGAAUGUUAUAAUUAAAUUAAAUGUAUGUACUUAAUUUUUCUUCCCCAUUUCAUAGCAUCAAAGGUUUGAAACUUCUCUGAAUCAUGCCUUUGAGCAGCUCGGAGAGGAUAGUGAGUAGUGCAUGGAAUUAAGUUGCCAUGGUAAAAAUAAACACUGAUUCUCUGCUGAAAUAUGACAACCCAGUCUUGGUGAGCAGAAACACAGAAAAGAAGUCACCAAAGGCACGGCCUCUGAAAGUGGCCCCACAACAGCCUGCCAUGACUGGCCCUGUGCCACCUCCACCCAAACCCAAGAUCCCCUCAGCCGAUGCCAACAAACAGCAAACCGAGGAGAUCCUCAAUGCCAUACUACCACCCAGGGAAUGGAUGGAGACCAACCAGCUGUGGGUGCAGCAGGUGUCCAGCACGCCGUGUACCCGCAUGGAUGUGGUGCACCUACAGGAGCAGCUGGAUCUGAAGCUGCAGCAGAGACAGGCCAGGGAGACGGGCAUCUGCCCAGUCCGCAGGGAGCUCUACUCCCAGUGCUUCGAUGAGUUGAUCAGACAGGUAACCAUCAACUGUGCUGAGAGAGGACUGCUGUUGUUGCGUGUGCGAGACGAAAUCCUUAUGACCAUUGCUGCUUACCAGACACUGUAUGAGAGCAGUGUGGCCUUUGGCAUGAGAAAAGCCCUGCAGGCCGAGCAGGGCAAAUCUGACAUGGAGAAGAGGAUCUCCGAUUUGGAGAGCGAGAAGCGGGACCUGGAGAGACAGGUUAACGAGCAGAAGGCCAGGUGUGAGGCCAUCGAGAAGAGGGAGACUGAGAGACGGCAGGUGGAGGAGAAAAAACACACAGAGGAGAUUCAGUUCCUGAAGAGGACCAACCAGCAGCUCAAGGCCCAGCUCGAGGGGAUCAUUGCCCCCAAAAAGUGACCCCUUCAUUCCACAAGUGAUCUGUAACCAGCAGAUUUCAGAUGGUCCGACACAGCAUUAUGUAAUAAAAGUCUACUUCAUAACCAUAAAGCCUUGCGUUUCUAUAGCAGAAUAAAAGAACUCAAAUCA
This is a messenger RNA of Coregonus clupeaformis (lake whitefish), 1054 nucleotides long. RefSeq names its product axonemal dynein light intermediate polypeptide 1. Lineage: Eukaryota; Metazoa; Chordata; Actinopteri; Salmoniformes; Salmonidae. Bases 155 to 925 code for a protein of 256 amino acids. Gene Ontology annotation, cellular component: axoneme; filopodium. The transcript has 7 exons. The record is from RefSeq and is a predicted model, not a curated record. Gene Ontology annotation, molecular function: dynein heavy chain binding.